UUGGAUUGGUCGAACCUGUUGGGUGACAUCACAGGAAGUUGGAUGAAGUUGGAGGAACUCAAGCACUCUCUGCUGUGAUCAGUGUAGAUGUUUUCACAACUCGGUCGCACUGAGAGACGCUGAGGAGACUCACAGAGACCCGCUCCUGCUCUGUGAACACCAACAAAAACUCUACAGAGGAUGAACGAGGAGGCUGAGGAGGCACAGGUGCCUGAGGGGGUGUCAGGAGAUGAGGAGCAACAACAGGAGGACACACUUUCUGUAGAGUUGAUGAAGAAAGACAAGGAUCAAGACCAACUGGAAGUAGAGCUGGAGGAGGGAGUGCAAGAGGAAGAGCAGGUGCAGCAAGGUGAAGAACAGCUAAAGGAGGCACAGGAGGGAGAAGAACAGCAGCAAGUGGAUGAAGAAAUGGAGGAUCAGGGUGAGGAGAUGUCACACAGAGAUGAAGAACAGACUGACAAGGAGCAGGUGCAGGCAGAGCAGGGAAAACAACUGGAGGAGGUAGAUGAGCUGCAGCAAACUGAGGAGGAAGAGGAGGAGGUGCAGGGUGAGGAGAUGUCACACACAGAGGAUCAACAGACUGACAAGGAGCAACCAAGCGAGGAAGAACAACUGGAGGAGGAGACGAAGCAGGAGGAGGAGAUGCUACAGACUGACAAACAGCAGUCUGAAGAGCAGCAGCUGCAGAAAGAGGAGGUGCAGGACUUUGUUGACACUCUGGAGCAGAACCACAACAACCAGGUCCUGAUCCGACUGAGAGGCAUGCUGAAGGCAGCCCUGGAGCAGAUGGACCGAGGUGUUGUAGACCUGCAAGAGCUCCGCAGGAACCUGGAGCUUGCUGCAGCCAUGCUGGAUGCUGUUUACACGGAUGAGACCAGACGUCUUUUGGAUACAGAGGACGAGCUCAGCGACCUGCAGGCAGAGUCGGUACCAAGUGAAGUACGUGAUUGGCUGGCGUGCACGUUUAGCAGAAAGAUGGGUGUAGCCAAGCGUCGUCCUGAGGAAAAGCCAAGAUUCAGGAGCAUUGUUCAUGCAGUGCAAGCUGGGAUAUUUGUGGAGAGGAUGUACAGACGGACAUCCAACAUGGCUGGUCUGACCUACCCUCCCACAGCUCUGACAGCUCUGAAGGAGGUGGAUCAGUGGUCCUUUGAUGUCUUUGCCUUCCAUGAGGCCACCUCAGAACACGCCCUCAAGUUCCUGGUCUACGACCUGCUCACCCGCUAUGACCUCAUCAACAGGUUCAGGGUGGAGUGGCACCGCUGA
Messenger RNA from Nematolebias whitei (Rio pearlfish), 1263 nucleotides. Its product is annotated as calcium/calmodulin-dependent 3',5'-cyclic nucleotide phosphodiesterase 1C. Bases 181 to 1263 code for a protein of 360 amino acids. Gene Ontology annotation, molecular function: 3',5'-cyclic-nucleotide phosphodiesterase activity. Gene Ontology annotation, biological process: signal transduction. The record is from RefSeq and is a predicted model, not a curated record. Lineage: Eukaryota; Metazoa; Chordata; Actinopteri; Cyprinodontiformes; Rivulidae. The transcript is spliced from 6 exons.